AUGGAAUGUUGCAAUCCAGAUUGCUCAAAUUUAUCUUCUGAAAUCAUUGUAUGCCGGAAUUGUUGUAUGGCUAGAUAUUGCUCACUCCCCCCUGCGUGAGCAACAAAAAAAUUUUGCUUGCUCAAGGAGGGGGGGUUAAUUUUAUUUUUUCGAAAUUUAAAAAAAUUCCGCUUCGCAAUUUGGAAAGCAAAUGCUUAUUUAAUUUGUAAAAUUUAUGCUUUAAAAAUGCAAUUUGUGCUAGAUAUUUCAUUGUACUAGUAAUCACUUAUUUAUCAAAAUUUUUAUAUCAAAAGAUUUUUGUUCGCUCAUGCAGUGUCGGUGUUUGGGCGAAAAAUAGGAAUUUUUCCAAUGGGUUUGGUCACCUUAGAGGGGAGUCAGAAGCUUGCUUAAAAUUAGACUGAGAGCUAAACCACUCAAAACACUGCCGGCCUCACAUUUAUACUUUACUCCCCUUAAUUAGCAGUAAGCAUUUUUUUACUAAUCGAAUUAAAUAAAUUAUUUUUAUGAUUUUUAUAUAUUGGGAAGUGUUAAAUGAUCUUCAAAUUGUGUCAAAUCCAAACUCUUAUAAGCUCGGUCGAGGGUCUUAUGGAGAAGUCAGAUUAAUUACAACAAUAAAGGGAGAAAAGCUUGCAUUAAAAUCAAUUAGCAAAAGUUUAAUUGAAACAAAAAUUCCAUUAAAAACUCUAUACAGAGAAAUAUCAAUUCACAGAUCAUUAUGCCAUAGAAAUAUCAUUAAGCUGCAUGAUCAUUUAGAAGAUUCUUCCAAUGUUUAUUUAGUCCUUGAAUAUGCUGAGCAAGGGAACUUAUUUACUUUUAUAAAAAGAAAAAGGAAAUUAACUGAAAUCGAAGCCUGGAAUUUUUUCACACAAGUUUGCCUCGGAAUUAAUUAUUUACAUGAGCAAAAAGUUAUUCAUCGAGAUAUAAAGCCUGAAAAUAUUUUAUUAGGCAAUCAUGAUAUAAUAAAAAUUUGUGAUUUUGGAUGAUGUGCGUUUGGAAGUGAAGAAAGAUCAACUUUUUGUGGGACCCUUGACUAUAUGGCUCCAGAAGUCUUAAAUUUAGACCAUUAUUCUUAUGAAGUAGACAUAUGGGCAUUAGGAGUUCUUCUAUAUGAAAUGCUGCACGGCCAUGAACCUUUUAGAGCAAAAAGUGACAGAGCUAAAUGCAAGCUGAUCCUAGAUAAAACAUUUAAUUUUGGUAGUGGGAUUUCAGAUGAAGCUAAGUCGCUGAUUAGAAGCUUGUUAACUGAUGCAUAUCUUAGACCUAAUAUAAAAGAGAUCCUAAAGCAUGAAUGAAUAAGAAAAUAUGCCCAGAAUCCUGAUUUUGAAGAAGCAUAUGUAGUUUCACAUCCAGAUUAUGGGAAUGGAGUAAUUACAAAUAUCAGUGGGCUUAUAUGUGAAGUGGAGUUUGGGGAUACUCGACAAGAAUUUAUAAUAAAUGAUUUAAUUGAAAAAUGCACUUUUAAGGAAUUUAAAGAUGAAGAAGACUAUAGAAAUUCUGCAAGUGGGAUUGGUUUAGUCAAGCUUGAUAGAGAAAGUGGUACAUGAUUUUUUUUAUGUGACAUUUCCUCACUCCCCCCCCCUUUAAAAUAGAACUAAAAAUUUUGUUCCAAUUUAAAGGGGGGUUAAGAAAAUUUUUUUAAAAAAACAUAAUUAUAAAAUUUUUUAUAAAAAACAAAAUUUUUAUAUAAAAUUUUAAAAAACAAAAAAAUUUCAAAAAUUUAUCGAAUUAGAUUAAUAAAAAUUGUUUAAUAAAAUGCUAUUUACUCUUUAUCCUUUAAAACAAAGCAAGAUAUAACUAAAAUUUUAUUAUUAAUUAAUACGCCACUAUUAAUUGGUAUCAAAACUAUUUACACAAAAAUUAUUAUUUUUUAUUGAUAAAAAAAAAUUAAAAAAAAAAAAUUUAGAAAAUUUAUUAAUCAAAGUGCUAGUUUUGUUUAAAUAAGAUGUUAUUUAUACUCUAUUCUUUAAAAUAAAGCAAGAGAUAAGUAAAUUUUGAAUUUUUGCAAAGAAUUCGUAUUGAAUUUAUAUCAAAGCUAUUUAAAUAAAAAAUAUCAUUUUUAUCAAAAAAAUUAAAAUUUUUUAAAAAUUUACAAUUAAGGAUAAUAAAUUUAUUUAAAUAAGAUGUUCUUUAUACUCUAUUCUUUAAACAAGAGCAGGAUAUAACUAAAUUUUUAAUUUUAGUUAAGAAGAAACAUUUAAAUUAUAUCAAAACUUUUUACAUAAAAAUUAUGAUUUAUAUAUAUAAAAUUUUUUAUUAUAAAAUUAAAUUUUGUUCCAAUUUAAAGGGGGGUUAAUUUUACCAAAAAAGUGGAAAUUUUACCUAUAUUUUGUUCCAAUUUAAAGGGGGGGGGAGUCAGGGAUAUUUAGUUAAAGUUUUUUUUACUCGUGAGACAUUUGAUCAAAAUUUAACAGUUUUCCAUGCAAAUGUCUCACGAGGAAAAUAUUUUUAUUUAGAUUUGCUGAAAAAUGUCAUGCUAGAAAAAAAAGUCCUGACCAAAUGACCUCUAGCUGAGAGAAAGCAUUGAAAAUAUUGAAGAAAAUAAAGCAGAAUCUGAAGAAAAAAAGUAUGAUAAUUUAGAAAUUUCACAGUCAGCUUUGCAAGCAAAAAUAAGAGAAUUGAAUCAGCUUAAAAUAAUUUUGGAAUCACCUAUGCAAAAUCCAGCUAAAAAGAAAAACCCAGUAAAGAAGGAAAGUGCUUUUGAUAGUUUGUUAUCUAGUUUCAGCUGCGUGAAAAGAUAA
Molecule: messenger RNA, 2738 nt
Organism: Blepharisma stoltei
Lineage: Eukaryota; Ciliophora; Heterotrichea; Heterotrichida; Blepharismidae
Source: the annotation of a GenBank genome assembly